Antechinus flavipes (yellow-footed antechinus) is the source of this 11443-nucleotide messenger RNA. It is a transcript of the gene SGSM1, whose product is annotated as small G protein signaling modulator 1. The record is from RefSeq and is a predicted model, not a curated record. Gene Ontology annotation, molecular function: GTPase activator activity. NCBI's taxonomy places the organism in Eukaryota, Metazoa, Chordata, Mammalia, Dasyuromorphia, Dasyuridae. The transcript has 25 exons. Bases 143 to 3424 code for a protein of 1093 amino acids.
UCCAGGCUCCGCCCGCGCCGCCGCCACUGCUGCCGGAGCCGCUGCUGCUGCAGAGAAGACGGUGGGAGCCCGAGCCACACCGGGAGGAGAGCUCGAGACAGAGACAGGGACAGAGACAGCCAGAGACAGACACGGAGCAGCCAUGGCGGCAGCGCCAGCAGAGGCUGAGACCCGUCAGAAGCUGUUGCGCACGGUCAAGAAGGAGGUAAAACAGAUCAUGGAAGAGGCUGUAACCCGGAAGUUUGUUCAUGAAGACAGUAGCCAUAUCAUCUCAUUCUGUGCUGCGGUGGAGGCCUGCGUGCUCCAUGGCCUGAAGCGUCGGGCCGCGGGCUUCCUACGGAGCAAUAAGAUCGCAGCUCUGUUCAUGAAGGUGGGGAAGAGCUUCGCCCCCGCCGAGGAGCUGUCCCGGAAGGUCCAAGACCUGGAGCAGCUGAUCGAGAACGCGCGGAACCAGCUCCAAGGACUUCAGGAGAAUGUUCGGAAGCUCCCCAAGCUGCCCAACCUGUCCCCCCAGGCCCUUAAGCACCUGUGGAUCCGCACAGCCCUGUUCGAAAAGGUCUUGGAUAAAAUUGUGCAUUACCUGGUAGAGAACAGCAGUAAAUACUACGAGAAGGAAGCUCUUUUGAUGGACCCUGUCGAUGGCCCCAUUCUUGCUUCUUUGUUAGUGGGCCCCUGUGCACUGGAAUAUACCAAGAUGAAGACGGCAGACCAUUUCUGGACAGACCCUUCAGCUGACGAGUUGGUCCAAAGGCAUCGGAUCCACAGCUCCCACCUCCGCCAGGACUCUCCCACCAAGCGCCCAGCCCUUUGUAUCCAGAAACGUCAUUCCAGUGGCAGCAUGGACGAUCGGCCUUCCCUCUCUGCCCGGGAUUAUGUGGAGUCUCUGCAUCAGAACUCCCGGGCUACUCUCCUCUAUGGCAAGAACAAUGUCCUGGUCCAACCGAGGGAUGACAUGGAGGCUGUUCCUGGAUAUCUGUCUCUACACCAGACCGCUGAUGUCAUGACCCUCAAGUGGACGCCCAACCAGCUGAUGAACGGCUCUGUGGGAGACCUGGACUAUGAGAAAAGUGUAUACUGGGACUACGCCAUGACCAUCCGCCUGGAGGAGAUUGUCUAUCUGCACUGCCAUCAGCAGGUAGACAGUGGUGGGACGGUGGUGUUAGUGAGCCAGGAUGGGAUUCAGAGACCCCCGUUCCGGUUUCCCAAGGGGGGUCAUCUGCUACAGUUUCUCUCGUGCCUGGAGAAUGGGCUGCUGCCCCAUGGUCAGCUGGACCCACCACUGUGGUCCCAGCGAGGAAAGGGCAAAGUGUUUCCAAAGCUCCGAAAGCAAAGUCCUCAAGGCUCCUCAGAAUCUGCAUCUGAUAAGGAAGAUGAUGAAGCCACAGAUUACGUCUUCAGAAUUAUCUACCCCGGCAUGCAGUCGGAGUUCGUGCCCCCGGACUUGAUUGAUGCCUCUGUAAACAGCCUGCCUUCCAUGUGGCAGCCCAGCCCUCGGAGGUCGUCCUGUUCAUCCUGCUCCCAGAGAGGCUCCGCGGAGAGCGGCUCAUCCAACGGAUGUAAUCACGAGAGGGCUCCUCUGAAGCUCCUCUGUGACAACAUGAAGCACCAAAUCCUCUCCAGAGCCUUCUAUGGUUGGCUUGCCUAUUGUCGGCAUUUGUCCACUGUGAGGACCCACCUAUCAGCCUUGGUCAACCACCUGAUCGUGUCCCCUGACCUGCCCUGUGAUGCCGGCCACGGCCUGACCAUGGGCAUCUGGGAGAAAUACCUGAAGGACAGCACGAGUUACGAAGAACAGGAGCUUCUGCGACUGAUCUACUUUGGGGGGAUUCAGCAUGAGAUCCGCAAGGACGUGUGGCCUUUCCUGCUGGGCCAUUACCAAUUUGGGAUGACAGAGGCUGAGAGGAAGGAGGUGGACGAUCAGGUUCAUGCUUGCUAUGAGCAGACCAUGGCCGAGUGGUUGGGCUGUGAGGCCAUCGUCCGGCAGAGGGAGAAAGAGUCCCACGCGGCUGCUCUGGCCAAGUGCUCCUCGGGCGCGAGCCUGGACAGCCAUCUUCAGAGGAUGAUGCAUCGAGAUUCCACUAUCAGCAAUGAGUCUUCUCAGAGCUGCAGUUCAGACAGACAAAAUCACAUCCGUCUGCAGAGUGACUCCAGCAAUAGCACCCAGGUGUUUGAAUCUGUGGAUGAAACAGAGCAGGUGGAGGUAGACAGCAGGCAGGAUGACAUGAAGCAGGCUAAGGUCCCCAAUGGGACAGUGGUCAAUGGCACCUGCUCCCCCGAUUCUGGCCACCCGUCUUCCCACAACUUCUCCUCGGGCCAGUCCGAGCACAGCCUCAGCACAGAAGACAGCGUCAUGGAACCGCCCAAAAACACCCCACCCUUGGCGCGGUCUGAUGGAUCCAGUGCCCAGGAUGGUCACGAGCUAGACACUGCCACCCAGCCUGGGGACAAGACCCUAAGAGAGGAGCUGGCCAUCCAGGACAGCCUGGAAGGGGAUUUACUCACUAACGAAAGCUUGGACGAGUUCAUGUCCGUGCCUGGGAGCCUGGACGUGGCCCUCCCGGAGAAGGACCCCUCGGUGGUGGAAAGCUGGGUGGGCAGCGAGGCGGAGAAGCGGAGCCUUGUGGAGAGUGAAGAUACCCUGUCCGAGGAGCCAGAAAUGGAAAGUCUCUACCCCCAGCUGGAAUCCCUGAAUGUGGUGGAUUCUACAAACACCGAGGCCUCCCCAGUGUCUUCGAGCGGAGUGACGUACUCUCCAGAGCUGCUGGAUAUGUACACCGUGAACCUACAUCGCAUUGAGAAGGAUGUGCAGAGGUGCGACCGCAAUUACUGGUACUUCACCCCUGCCAACCUGGAGAAACUUCGCAACAUCAUGUGCAGUUACAUCUGGCAACAUAUCGAGAUUGGUUAUGUGCAGGGCAUGUGUGACCUCCUGGCCCCGUUGUUGGUCAUACUGGAUGAUGAGGCCCUUGCUUUCAGUUGCUUCACAGAACUCAUGAAAAGGAUGAAUCAAAACUUCCCCCAUGGAGGUGCCAUGGACACCCACUUUGCUAACAUGCGUUCCCUCAUCCAGAUUUUGGACUCUGAGCUUUUUGAGCUCAUGCACCAGAAUGGCGAUUACACACAUUUCUACUUCUGCUACCGUUGGUUCCUCCUGGAUUUUAAGAGAGAACUAGUUUACGAUGACGUCUUCUCCGUCUGGGAAACCAUUUGGGCUGCGAAACACGUCUCUUCUUCCCACUAUGUCCUGUUCAUCGCCCUGGCCUUGGUGGAGGUCUACCGAGACAUCAUCUUGGAAAAUAAUAUGGAUUUCACAGACAUCAUCAAGUUCUUUAAUGAGAUGGCCGAGAGACACAACACCAAGCAGAUCCUGAAGCUCGCCCGAGACCUGGUCUACAAGGUACAGACGCUGAUCGAGAACAAGUAGAGGGCGGGCGACGGUGGCGACGUCCCUUGGAGGUUGCCGGUCGAGGCUCUGGCUCCGUCUCCUUCCAUUUGGCGCUGCCCACAGCCUCCCGAAAGCCUCCGGGGCCUGGCCGAGAUCGCGGGCUGUGCCGGCAAGAGGAAGCGUCUCCUGUUUGCGGCAGGCAGGCGAGGGCUUUGUUCCUUCAUUAGAACUUUGUGCUUCUGUGUUCUACCAAAGAUCUCCAAGUUAGAAUCAGCAUCCUUUGGGGGAGGAAGGGGGUGAGUGGAGAAGGGAAAUGUUCCUCCUUUGCCUCCUUGCUAUUCCUCUGUUCCCUUAAGAUCUACUUUCCGUGGUCCAAGUAAACCUGCCAUUCAGUAGCAAUGGAGCCAUCUUGGGGGAGGGCCUUGACCCAUGCCUUUAGUGGAGAGGUUGACCUGGCUGCCCGGCAAAGCCCCUUGUCCUCGGUGAGCCCCGGGCAGGAGAUGAAGGACCACAGAUGCCAUAAGAAAGGAAUCCAAGUCUCUUCCACCUUCUUGCACCCACUGCCCAGCCCGGCUCAGACAAGGAGAAACAGCCCAGCUUCCUUCUGAUGCUUAGGUCUCUGUUCCAUGCUGCUCCCUCCUUCCUUUUCCCAAGGAGGACACUUUUCUUUCCCAAAGGGGAAGCGUCUCUUUCCAUAAAUCAGGACCACCCGUGGGUCUGAAUCCCAGCACACUAAGCUUUCUUCUUGAGAGCUCUCCUGGGGACUAAGCUAAGGCUUCCUCGUGGAGAACUCCAGAAGGAUGAACAUCGGAGAGUCCUUCCUCCAUGUCCCCUCCCGCCUUUUUUUUAAGCUCAGGUAGAAGGACGCCAAAAAUCAGUCCUAUUUGGAAGCAUGAAUUUUGAAUUUGUCAUUUGCUGACUGUGAGAACAGACAGUCUGGCUGGGUGGAGCCAGAAGGGGCUCGGGUUGAGUGUCUCCCUGAGAGAAGGUCCAUCCGUGUUAGGAUGAGUGACAUCCAAGGCUUCUUCCUCUUGUCUCAGCCAGCUGGGCUAGCCUCAUCCACAGUGGGUUUUCUCCUCACUCCUUCCUUUCUGUGAGCUGAUUUCUCCAAUGUCCUCAUUCUGAUCAAGGACCACGAAUCAGAGAAGGGCAGCCUUUGGAGAGUGAAGUUCCUUCCCACUUUCUCUCUUCCCAGAAAACCAUCCCGCCCUUUGUGGUUCACUCUGCCCUGGCCAUCGACCUGCCUAAAACCUCUCCCGCCAAAUUCAUAAAGAGCAUUAAACUGGUUCUAGACAAACAGAACAAAAACCAUACAAACCAUGGGCUACAGCUGAGUGGGGGGAUUAGGGCUUAGAAUUGAGUUCAAAUCCUGUCGCAGACACUUCUUACCUGUGUAUCUUGGUCACGUGGACCUCAGUUUCCUACUCAGUGCCAGGUUGGACCAGAAACCUAGGAGGUCCCUUCCACCCUAAAGCUAUUCAGAACUAUUCAGCACGUAUGCACCGUCCUCAUAUUGGAGAUGAGAGAAACAUCGGUGGGAGCUGUACCUCUAAGUUUCCAGAGUUAUAAAGUUCUCCCCUUCAUAAUUCUGGGAGACAACUGCCUAAAUUCUCUUCUUCCCAAUUUAUAGAUGAGGAAACUGAGACUCAGAAGCAAAGUGACUAACUCAGGGUCACACAGCUCUAGAGUGUCAGAGCUGGGAUUUAAAGCCGGGUCUUCUGGCUUUAUUAUAGAGUUUUAGAUCUGGCACUGCUAGGUCACUGUCCUUUGUGUUUCUUUUUCAUUGAUUCCCUAUUCUUUUUCCAGGUGAAUUUUGUUAUUAUUUUUUCUAGCUCUGUAAAAUAAUCUUUUGGCCAUUUGAUUGAUAUGGCACUGAAUAAGUGGACUAAUUUAAGUAAAAUUGUCAUAUUUAUUAUAUUAGCUCAACUUACCUAUGAACAAUUGAUAUUUUUCCAAUUGUUUAGAUCUGACUUUAUUUCAACAGAUAUAUCUUAAGCACUUUGUGUGCACUCGAUCCUAGGGACAUGAAACCAAAAAUAGUCCCUGGUUUCGGGGAGCUUCUAUUCUCCAUCUAAUUGCACCUAGUAUUCUCAAGGCAUCAUCCAUUCCCUGUGGGAGGAGAAGGCUCUCUUGCUAUGUGCCCCACAUCAUCCUCUCUCUCCCCUCUGUCAGAACUGGGUCUUUUCUCUUAACUUAAUCUUAGGAAGAGCCUAUUUGGCAAACCAUAAGAAAACUUGGGCUUCUCUAUCCUUAGAACCAUCUGUAUACAGCUUUCAGAGUCGAUCAUUAACCAUCUGAAUUCUGAGUACUUACCACUGAUCUCAGGACAGAAAGUAGCACCUUCUCUCCAGUUUGGGAUCACCACCCUGGUCUCCUGUCACCCUUUCCAGACAUUCAGGAACAAAAUUUGUUAGACAAACACAUAAGAAGGCCCUUCUGAGAAUUAAAAAAAAAUCCAAAUCUUCCCAAGGCUUUUGGACAGAGCACUGAGAAACCCUGGACCAAGCUUCUUCCCUGUGCUCUGAUGGUUUUCCAGAAAAUGUCCGGAGGCCAUUUCGUGGUUGUGUUUUGGAAUACCUGGGAUUUAGCCAAUUUCUUGUACAUCUCCUGCAUCCAUGUAUAACCGAAUUCAAGCAAGUAAGAGUUACUUGGCAGAGGGGACUGAAGCUUUUCAGUGUUACAUACGUUAUCUUGUAAGUGUUUAUCAGAGACUUGUCUCUCUUUUCACAGCUACACACAGAUGAGAGACAGGGAGGUACAGUUCCAUACAAAUCAGUGAGCAUUUAUUAAGCCCCUAUUGUGUGCCUAUAACUGAGAAAACAAAACAAAACACAGUCUGUGCCUUGAAAGCAUCUAUAGUCCACUGGAGGCACUUACAUUCUGUAGGACAAAGGGCAUAUGUUGCUAGAUUUGGAAUCAGGACUCUUCUUAGUGGUAUUAAUUCUGGCAAGUCACUUGGUCUCUUUCAGAUUUCGCUACUAAAUUAGAGAGAGGUUUCAAUCUGCUGAGGGUAGAAAUCCUCCAUUGACAAAAUCCCAGGUCCUUGCUGUACUGAUAUCUAUGUAGAGACAAAUGUAGAGAAGUGUAAAAAGGGAAUCAAGCUAUCAUUCUCAUUUUUAUUUAUUUCUUUAUUUGGGGGAAAAACUUUUUGCUUCUGAAAUGUAUGUAGCUCAUGCUUUCCUUCCCUCCCAGUAGUAUAUCUGGAUGUGAUCUUCUUCUCAUGUCUAUGCUUCUGUUACUCCCACAAAAAAAAAUUAAGGGCAGAGAAAGUAUCCUUGAUCCCUGCCUCCUUUUUUUUUUUCUGUGUAGAUAGAUAUCCACUGGUCUAAAUUAUGGAUUGAAUUAGGCUAUGGAGCUGAACACAGCCCUGAGCUGAAGUUUCAAUGUGUACAUAAUAUACAUAUAUAUAUACACAAAUGUAUAGGUAUAUAACAUAUAGAGAUAUAUUAGGUAAUUUUGACUUAUUUAUUGCCUAACCUACCUCAUGGAGGAGGGUGAGGAUGGGCAUUUUUCAAUUUUGGAAUGUUUAAAACAGCCUUGGGGCCAGUUACUUGCCUGUUCUGUCAGGCAAGUGAAAUAGAAUGUUUUUGUGUUUGUUUUUCCUACUAGUAUCUACCCUCUCUCUGGGAGAUGAUUUAUGUGAGCUGGUCAAUUUUCAAGUCCUUAUUUAUAAGACUGGCUUAAAAUGUAUGAAGUGUCCUGUGCAUUGUCUAUCUAGUCCCUGCUUUGGCUCAACUCGGGUUUUAAAAUUCCCAAGGGCAAAGACAGUUUUCUGUAGAAAAUAUCUGUCUCCAAGAGGCUUCCAAAAAUGGGCAUCAAAGUUGCUCAUUGACACCCGCCAACUGGGCUCUGACCAAGGGUAGCAGCAGAUUCUGCCCACAGUGAAAUGCCACAUCGGAGAUAGACUACAGUUUUCAUGUCAGAGAGAAAAUGUCCACCACCUCUCUCUGAAUUGAACAGUGUAUUGAAACUGACAGAUUUUUAAAUAAGUGCUUUUCCAAAGUCUUACAUUUUCACUGGCCCUAUUAUCUCCCACGGACUAUAUAACUCACCCCAAACUACUUGAAUGGAUUGGGGGGAAUGGUGCCAUCAUAGGUGAACCCUUAAUGGGGCACUAUCUGAGUAGUCAGAAUGAAUUAUUAAGUUGGACCAGAACCACAAGUCCAGCAGCUGUCAGAUUAUAUACACAUAUUCCAAUUCGAGAAUCCCAGCCUGUGAAAUCAUCCAGAGGUGACUUUUGAACCCUGUUUAGAGAAUUUCUGCCUUACGGGAAAGAGUCAUCUGACCGAUGGACCUUUUUUGAAGACUAAGAAGAAAGGUCCUUCAUGGGGUCACAGAGAUAAUACCCACAGGAAUUUUCCCAGAGGGCCAUCCCUUUACCUUUUCACAUUCCUUAGUGUGUGUGUUGAUCAUUUAAGAGUAAGGAAACAUUUACCCCUCCCAAACUGGGGUUGACAGCUGAAUCUCUUCCUUUUGCAGCUCUUACCUGUCACUAGUAGUUAAGUACUUUCCCUGGCUCCACUAAUUGCCCAAAACAGGCACAAAACCAACAGUGGGACCAGGGUUGACUUUAUAUAAUGAAUUUCCAUUAGAAACUAUAUUUUUUAAAAUACAGAAAUGGUCGGGUAUCUGCUUACAUCUAAGUGACAAGGGUAUUGAGCUUUUAGAUGGUGGGAAGUAUGUCCUACUUGCACCAUUCUAAAGAAUUGGUUUAUAAGUACAAAAUACUUAGGAAGUCAUGAAGCAACAAUGGGCGGUCAUAGGGGUUCUGUAUUUUUGAUCCGGGGCAGCUAGGUAGCCGAGCUUGAUGUCAGGAAGAUCCGAGUUUAAAUGUAGCCUCAGACGCUUCUUAGCUGUGUGACCCUGGCCAAGUCACUUAACCCUUUUUGCCUCAGUUUCCUCAUUUGUAAAAUGAGCUAGAGAAGCGACCACUCUAGUUUUUGCCAAAAAAAAAAACCAGAUGGGGUCAUAGAGAGUCAAACAUGACCGAAAUAACGCAACAAUCACGACAAUUGCAUUUUUGGUUUUAGUGACAUGUUUUUGUUCGGUCCUUCUGGUGGUUACCAAAGGAAGUCUGUGAGAUGGAAGAUGCUCCUGAAGUCCCAUCCACCAGCCUCAUCGUUCCAUGUUCCAACAGCCCGUUUCCCCCAAAUCAUUCUUCCAGAAUCUUUAUUCUUAUAUUACAAGAGCCCUGUCCUAUUAUCAUUCCGGUAUCCCAACGGUCCCAUCGUUUUACCAUAGUUCAGCCAGCUUCACGACCCCCUCAGCCUUAGUUCAGUGUGCCCUGGCUCGUUGCCAUGCACUAGAACUGCCCUUUGAUGCUUGCAGACCCACGUUUGGGCUCGCCCUCGUGGGGAGCGGGGCGCCCACAUACCUGUUGAACUCGCACAAAUGCCUAAUCUAAUGCACUACUGCUCUCCUUGUUCUCAAUGAUAUAUUUUUACAAACAACACAAGUCUAGGUUAAUAUUCUUGCUUUUUGUAAAGGACUUCUUACACAACGGGAGUCAUUUGAACCUUGUGUAAUUGUGGACGAAGGACUGGCCACACCUUCUUAAAACAUUCCUGACCCUGAGUUUUGGAGUAUGUGGUCUUUGUGCCCAAAAUAUGUGUGUGUAUGUGUGUGUGUGUUUGUAUGUGUGUAUGUUCCAGGUGUCUUUGCCUUUUGUAGUGCUGAGACUGAACAGAAUGUUUUUGUGGAAGAUUUCAUGUGGAUUGGACUUAUUCCACUUAAGACCAAGAUGGCGGCACAGAGUGAUACUCUCGCAUGAUUUCCCUUCUCUUCCCUGGGCCUUUUCCUCUGUCGGCCAAUCGGGUAAGACUGUGGCUGUUUCUUUACGUGGUCAUGAAGAUGGCCCUAAAAGGGUCAGAAACAUGGCUGAGUGGGUUGGGAAGAAAGUUUGUUCCACCAUUAAGCAUUCUACUUACUCCCCACCCAUCCCCACAUUUCUGAGUGGGUGCAAAGUAUUUCACAGCUUCUCUUUUCAUCUUGCCCCUUCCCUUUCUCUUUCUUUUCUUCCUCCCUCUCAUUGGAGACCAAUAUGGAGGAGAGGAGGCAACAUAGUAAAAAGAAUAACCAUAUCUGGUGUCAGAGAACUCUUGAGUUUGAACCACGGCUUUACUAUUAGCAUGAGACCUCCAGGAAGUCGCUUAAAUGUUCUGUGUCUCAGCUUCCUCCGCUGUAAAAUAAAAUUGUUGGUCUAGGUGAUCUCUAAGGUCCUUAAUGUUGUAAUUUAUCCCUAUGGCAGCUCCCCUGCUGCUCAAGAUAAUAGGAAAGAACAUACCCAUUCUGGUUCACUACCCCCCUUCUCUCCCCGACCUGAAUUUACUAAAUGUCCGAGAGAAUUGGAGUCAGAAAGAUUUGAAUUCAAGGUCCGCUUUGACACGCUCUAGCUGUGUGAUCUUGGGCAAGUCACUUAAGCUCUUGCUGACCUAGGCCACUGUCUAAGACUGUAAGUUGUAAUACUCUGCAUCAGUCCAGAGAAUUUUCUUAUCGAGAAAUUGCUGCACCAGAGAAAUCCUGGAAAUCGAACUCCUCUCUCCCCCAACAAAAAUGAAAUGUUCCUGCCCCCAAAAGCUUGGUUCUAAAGGAAACACAAGUGGGAUUGGAGGAAAGGGGCUCCUACACAUCACAGGGGAUGAACCAGAAUCUUUCCCAUAUUUUUUUCUCCCCUCUCCCUCAUACCUCCAGUGUUUUUCCUUUCCUUGUGGGUAUUUUCCUAGCCCAGACUUUAUUGGCAUUUCAUCCUUAACCCCCUUUUCUCCCUUAAAACAUCUUAUAUUUCCUCCCUUGAUCAUUUUAUAUUUUGCUCUGGGACUUUGAAGAAGUGACUGGGCUUGGAAAUAGAAAUCAAAUCACAUCGCCAUUGGAUUUAGUGCUACAAAGCUUAAAGGUUGCCUAGGCCCAGUGCCUUAAUUUACUGAAGCAGAAAGGGGGCCUUUAAGCCAUGUGGCUAGUAAGUAGAAGAGGCAGGAUUUGAACCCUGCUCCUCUGACUCAGAUGAUGCUCUUUCUUCUGGUUAAGGCUCAAAAGGGGGAUCAUCCUGUGUGCACUCACAAAAUCCCCAAAGUUCCUUUACUUAAAGCAGUCACUUGAAAGACUUAUUGGGAUGGAAGGGUGAGCAUCUCAUUUGUGGAUUCUCCUGGAAACGAGACCCAAAUUCCCGGUGUGUGAAGAAGAAAAUGGGUUGGGGUGAUGGGAAGGCAAGACCCUGAAUUAUUUCCCUGGGGGACCCCAAGCUACAACCUCUGGGAUCUUAGGGCAUUAAGAUGAGGAGUUAAUAAUCUGAACGCAUGUACACAAUAGCACAAUUCAAUUAUCUUUGAAGUGCCGACUAUCAAUCAGGAUUUUACCUGCUGCCAUUAACACCAGCAAAGUGAGGUGACAGGUCCAAGCUGCAGAAAACCACCCUGAGACUUCCCUUCUUGGGGACACUAUUUCACUAAUUGGGGGGGACCUCUCCAGCUGCUACGAUCACAGAACCCGGAAAUGUUCUGUAACCAUUCCCCUGUUCCGGAGUGAAUCGGAAGGACCCUUCCUACUCUCCGGCCGGAGCCCCGAUCCUCCCGAGACCAAAUCGUCUGCUAAGAGGAUGUUCAUUCACCUGGUAGGAGAGGGUCCCCCAUCCCACGCCCCUAAACUCAAAGGUCUCUGGUUCACUAGUCCCAGGGAAGGAUAAGAACGGGCUCCAUUUCUUAGAAGCCGUGGUCUUUUAGAAAUAAAUAAUGCAUACGUGACUUGGCUCCGAGAUUCAGUCUCCAGGGUGAUGUUGGGCCGCCGCGUCUCUAGCUUGGAUGCUGUCCUGGUCUGGGGGGAGCCCUUCUGUGUGAGAUCGGUUGAUGUCGUGGCUUGUAUGGUAUCGUGUAUCCGUGUCACCAAUCUAUGAGCACAUGUGAUCUCCACGUGGUGGUUUAAACUAUUUUAUAGGGGCUUUGGCCCUACUUUUUUUUUUUUUAUUGUAAAUUGUUCUUUACUGUUGUUUCAAAAACAAAACAGUUGCAAACUCUGGUCCCCGUGCUCUCUGUGUUUUCAGAACAAUAAAAUCGUUAUUGGUUGGUC